This is a messenger RNA of Salvelinus namaycush (lake trout), 3690 nucleotides long. RefSeq names its product catenin delta-2-like. Gene Ontology annotation, biological process: cell-cell adhesion; dendritic spine morphogenesis; cell-cell junction assembly. Gene Ontology annotation, molecular function: cadherin binding. Bases 1 to 3690 code for a protein of 1229 amino acids. Gene Ontology annotation, cellular component: cytoplasm; adherens junction; nucleus. The record is from RefSeq and is a predicted model, not a curated record. The transcript has 22 exons. Lineage: Eukaryota; Metazoa; Chordata; Actinopteri; Salmoniformes; Salmonidae.
AUGCCAGUUCCACAACCAGCCUCUGACUCUGAGAACCCCACCAUGCUGAGCCCAGUUCUAAAUGCCUCUAAUGGAGACGGCUCCGAGGCGGAGACAACGUCAGCCAUACUGGCCUCUGUCAAGGAACAGGAGCUGCAAUUUGAGCGACUGACUCGAGAACUGGAAGCCGAGCGGCAGAUUGUCGCCACCCAACUGGAGCGAUGCAAGCUAGGAUCUGAGACAGGCAGCAUGAGUAGCAUCAGUUCAGCAGAUGAGAAGUUUCGCUGGAAUAACCAAGACGGACAGAAGGACAUAGAGGAGGAACUGACGACUGGCUUGGAGCUGGUGGACUCCUGCAUUAGGUCACUCCAGGAAUCUGGGAUCCUUGACUCCCAGGAAUUCUCCACAGGUGACAGACAAGGCCUGCUAUCCCAGAGUGCACUUAAGCUCAACAAUCAGGAUGGAACACUCCCUUACCCAGCCGGUUACCACAGCAACCAGACACUAGAGGCCCCACCCCGCGGGGGCCAGGUGGGAGGAGCAAUCCACAGUUACAACCAGGUGACAUCUAGCCGUGCAGCCCAGCUGGCUGCCAGUGUAGACUCCUCCCAGUCCCAGUGCAGAGAUAGAGAGUCGUUUGCCCAGAGCCAUGGCAGCGCCUUCCACAUGCCUGACGCCCCACCCACUCCUUCCAUGUACUACUCUUGCUCCACCCUGCCUGCCCAACGCGUGAGCUCCCCCCACUCCAUACAGGCCGUGGGCUCGCCCACCAAGCUCCAGCGCCUUGGCUCAGCCUCCGACAUGCCCAGCUACGCCACCCUGCAGCGGGUCUCCUCGCCCAAGCAGUCCCCCAGCCGGCUGGCAAAGUCCUACAGCACCAGCUCCCCCAUAAACAUGGUGGUGGGGUCUGCCGGGCUGUCCUCCACGUCUCCACUGCACAUGGCCUCUUCAGGCAAUGCCUCGGGUUCGUCCCCUCUCCAUCAGUUCAGCUCCACUGUGGGUAACUACGCCACCCUGUCCCCCAGCAAGCGCAUGCAGCACUCCUCCGACCAGUACAAGAUCUCCCACGAGCUCUACGCCAACGCCACCCUCGGGAGGCCUGGCAGCUUGGCAGGGUCCAGAGGCUCCUACAGCAGCCAACACAGUCACCUGGGCUCAGAGCUGCGACCUCUCCAGUCUCCUGAGCACCACAUUGACCCCAUCUACGAGGACAGGGUCUACCAGAAGCCCUCUCUCAGGAAUCAGAACCAGGGUGAGUCAGCUGACCCAGUAAACCAGUUUUGUGAAGAGGUCCUGAACUUUCUGCUCUGUCCCUACUUCCCUCCUGCCGUAGCCCCAUCUUCCCCUGGUGUUGACUCCAUCCCCUUGCAGCGUACAGGCAGCCAGAACGCCUCAGGCACUUUGCCCUACCAGAGAAGCAGCUUUGCCACUGGCUCGGACUACGCCAACCCGUACCGCACCCUCCAGUUCUGCCCGACCACCGAGUCUCCCUACAGCAAGUCUGGCCCUGUGCUGCCCCCGGAGGCCGCACUGGCCCGCUCACCUUCUGUUGACAGCAUCCAGAAGGAUCCCAGGUACGACCCUGAAUUCCUUGUCUGGAAUCAAAAUCAAGCCGAGCAAAGAAUGACAAAGGAGUUUGGCUGGAGAGACCCAGAGCUGCCUGAGGUGAUCCAGAUGCUGCAGCACCAGUUCCCCUCGGUCCAGUCCAACGCUGCAGCCUACCUCCAACACCUGUGCUUCGGAGACAACAAGAUCAAGUCUGAGAUCCGGAGGCAAGGAGGGAUCCAGCUGCUGGUGGAUCUGCUAGAUCACAGGAUGACCGACGUGCACCGCAGCGCCUGUGGAGCUCUGAGGAACCUGGUGUACGGCAAGGCCAACGAUGACAACAAGAUCGCCCUGAAGAACUGUGGGGGGAUCCCAGCCCUGGUCCGCCUGCUGAGGAAGACCACAGACAUGGAGAUUAGGGAGCUGCUCACAGGUGUGCUGUGGAACCUGUCGUCGUGUGAUGCCCUGAAGAUGCCCAUUAUCCAGGAUGCCCUGGCCGUGCUGACCAACGCUGUCAUCAUCCCCCACUCGGGCUGGGACACCUCGCCCCAUCAGGAAGACCGCAAGCUGCACUUGCACUCCUCCCAGGUGCUCCGCAACGCCACCGGCUGCCUCAGGAAUGUGAGCUCUGCAGGGGAGGAGGCUCGCAGGAGGAUGAGGGAGUGCGAGGGCCUUACCGACGCUCUGCUCUACGUGAUCCAGACCGCCUUGGGCAGCAGCGAGAUCGAUAGCAAGACCAUUGAAAACUGUGUGUGCAUUUUGAGGAACCUCUCAUAUCGACUAGCUGCAGAGACAUCUCAGGGACAGCAGAUAGGCACGGAUGAGCUUGAUGGAUUGCUUUGUGGCGAUGCCAACGGCAAGGAUGCCGAGAGCUCAGGUUGCUGGGGGAAGAAGAAGAAGAAAAAGAAGGCCCAUGAUCAGUGGGAUGGUGUGGGGCCCUACCCGGACUCUGCUGACCCGCCCAAAGGCAUUCAGAUGCUGUGGCACCCCACCAUUGUCAAACCCUACCUCACUCUCCUGUCUGAGUGCUCCAACCCAGACACCCUGGAGGGGGCGGCCGGGGCCCUGCAGAACCUGGCUGCAGGCAGCUGGAAGGUACAGCACAGUACAUGGUCUGUGUAUAUCCGUGCGGCAGUGAGGAAAGAGAAGGGUCUGCCCAUCCUGGUGGAGCUGCUGAGGAUUGACAACGACAGGGUGGUGUGUGCCGUGGCCACAGCUUUAAGAAACAUGGCCUUAGACGUCAGAAACAAAGACCUCAUCGGCAAGUACGCAAUGAGAGACUUGGUCCACCGUUUGCCCGGGGGCAACAACAACAACAGCAGUGGUGGGACUGCUGCCGGUGCUAUUGGGAAGACCAUGUCAGACGACACCAUCACGGCUAUCUGCUGUGCCCUGCACGAGGUCAUCACUAAGAAUAUGGAGAACACCAAGGCUCUGCGUGAUGCUGGAGGCAUCGAGAAACUCAUCGGUAUCGCCAGGAGCAAAGGAGAGAAACACACACCCAAAGUGGUGAAAGCAGCCUCUCAAGUCCUCAACAGUAUGUGGCAGUACAGAGACCUUCGCAGUCUCUACAAAAAGGAUGGAUAUUCUCAGUAUCAUUUUGUUGGCUCAUCCUCUACAAUAGAAAGAGAUAGACAAAGACCAUACUCUUCCUCCCGCACCCCAUCCAUCUCGCCUGUACGGACAUCUCCCAAUAAUCGCUCAGCAAGUGCCCCUGCCUCUCCCCGAGAGAUGAUCAGCCUUAAGGAGAGGAAGACAGACUACGAGUCAACGGGCACCAAUGCCAGUUACCAUGGCAACAAGGGUGAGCACACUUCGAGGAAAGACACCAUGGCAGUUGAAAUCUCAAGUGGAACCUCAACAUUGUUCCGAGGAGCCUACGUCUCUCCCAGUGAUGACAUCAAACACAACCAGGUCUCUGCUCAGGGGCCCAACCCAGGCCAGGAGCCCUACCCUCCGUUCCAGAACCCUCCUGGCGUACAGUUUGAGGAGGCGUUCUACGAGGACCAGGUGCACCAGCGCCCUCCUCAGGCCACAGACUUGAACAUGCACCUGGGCCUCAAGUCCACGGGCAACUAUGUGGACUUCUACUCAGCAUCCCGCCCCUACAGUGAACUCAACUAUGAGACCAGUCACUACCCAGCCUCCCCGGACUCCUGGGUCUAG